This is a messenger RNA of Hemibagrus wyckioides, 1676 nucleotides long. RefSeq names its product zinc finger protein 239-like. Lineage: Eukaryota; Metazoa; Chordata; Actinopteri; Siluriformes; Bagridae. Gene Ontology annotation, molecular function: DNA-binding transcription factor activity, RNA polymerase II-specific; RNA polymerase II cis-regulatory region sequence-specific DNA binding. The record is from RefSeq and is a predicted model, not a curated record. Gene Ontology annotation, biological process: regulation of transcription by RNA polymerase II; central nervous system development. Gene Ontology annotation, cellular component: nucleus. The transcript is spliced from 3 exons. Bases 348 to 1340 code for a protein of 330 amino acids.
GCGUCUAGGUGUCGUUCCUCCACACAUGUAGAGAAACAGAAGAAGACGUGCGGCAGUGUUGGUGAUUGAUGAUCUGAUCUCUCCGACUCUACUAAUCAUCUUUACAUUCCAAUAUUUCUGACAGGGUUUUACCCCCACACUUCCAUCUGAUCCGUUGUGGGGGGAUUUGAGCUGCUUAACUGCCUUCUGCUGGGGAGAUCAGUUGGAAACCAUUCAUCUGACAAAUAACAUCAUCUAUCCGAAAACAACAAGAUUUCAGCAUCAUACUGCAGUUGGUCUAAAAGGGAUUAAAGGAUACAAGCGGUGACUCUUCCUAAAUAUCUAUACUUCCUCAUGAACAAAAUAAGAUGAAAGGAAAUGAGAUCAAACUCGAGAAUCUGGAGCCGACAGAGAGCUCCAGUAGCCUCCAGUGGUCAUCUGGUGCAUUCCACACUGAUGCCUCUCAGAGACCGGUACAGAAAGACCUUCACCAGUGCUCCCAGUGCGGAAAACGUUUCAGUCAAAAGUGCAAUCUCAAACAACACCAGCACAUUCACACGGGAGAGAAGCCGUAUCAGUGCUCCUACUGUGAGAAGAGGUUCAGUCUGAAGAGCACUCUGAAACAACACCAGCGAACACACACCGGGGAGAAACCGUAUCAGUGUUCGGACUGCGGGAAGAGCUUCUCACAAACGACUCACCUCCAGCAACACCUGCGCAUUCACACCGGAGAUAAACCCUACCGCUGCGUGGACUGUGGGAAGAGUUUCAGUCGGGUGGGAACGCUCCACAUCCACCAGCGCCUUCACACCGGGGAGAGGCCGUAUUACUGCUCACAGUGUGGGAAGUGUUUCAGCGAGAGAGGAACCCUGGUACAGCACCUUCGCAUUCACACGGGAGAGAAACCCUACCAGUGCUUACAGUGUGGGAAGAGCUUCGUUGGAAAGAGUAAUCUGAAACAACACCAGCGUAUUCACUCUGGGGAGAAGCCGUAUCCGUGCUCGUACUGCGGGAAGAGUUUUACACAGAGAGGGAAUCUCCGGAAACACCUCCAUAUCCACACUGGAGUUAAACCGUAUCAGUGUUUAGAGUGUGGGAAGAGUUUUACACAAGGAACCGAUCUCCAGCUUCACCAACACAUUCACACGGGGGAGAAGCCCUAUUACUGUUCAGCCUGUGGCAAGAGCUUUACCAGUUACAGUAAUUUCCAGCAACACCAGCGCAUUCACACCGGAGAGAAACCCUACCAGUGCUCCCAGUGUGGGAAGAGCUUUAGGACACACCGAAAUCUUCAGCGACACCAGCAAGUUCACACAGCUGAGAACCAGGACGUUUCCACAGAAAGUCUGACCGCUGACUAGUUAUCACAUGAUCUCUUUAAACAACUCUGUACAUUCUGCUGGUUCCUUUUAUAUAUAUAUAUAUUCCCUCAUCUGACAGCUUCAUCAUUACGAAACUGAAUUUUAUACAGUGUGGAAAGUAACAGUCUGCUGUUCCAGAGCAUUAGAGAUUCACCCAGAUGAUAAUGAGCUCAUGAUUUUAAUAUAUAAUCUUGAUGCAUGUCCACGUUGAAUCGUAUCUCUUCUUAACUUGUUUGAAUGCUGAAACAGAGUGGUCACACACACGGUGUAGAAUUGUUAGCCUUGAAUCAAAAGAAAUUGAAUUAUCUGUUAAUUAAAAAUCUGAUUUCUACCAGA